AUGUCCGAUCGCUCCAGAUAUUACAUAGUAGGGGCUUUUCUGUUAGGAAUAGCCGUCACAGCUGCAUACAACAAAAGAUUGGUUGGAGAAAAAAAUGAUGCUGCAAAUAGUCACUCACUCCUUGCCCAACAGCAAAAUUUGCUCUUACAACUAGCAAAAGUAAAUGACUUAGAAGAGUUGAAGAAGGGCCUCUUAGGGAUUGAGCGUUCAUUAGAAAAUGGUAAAGGAUCUAUCAAGGAGGGCAUCGAAGGAUGCAUUGGCAACACCCCCCUCAUCAAGAUUAAGUCGCUUUCUGAAUACACAGGCUGCGAUAUACUAGCAAAAGCGGAGUUCCUCAAUGGGGCAGGUAACAGUCCCAAAGACCGAGUGGCACUUAGUAUAAUUGAAAUGGCUGAGCAAAAGGGGCUUCUUAUUCCACACUCGGGUGAUACCAUAUAUGAAGGGACAGUGGGAAGCACGGGUAUUUCAUUAGCAGCAAUAUGCAGAGCACGAGGCUAUAAAGCACACAUUUGCAUGCCAAACGACAUGGCAAUCGAAAAAUCAGAUUUGCUCCUGAAGCUUGGUGCUGAGGUAGAAAGAGUGAGACCGGCGCCUAUUGUGGACCAGAAGCAAUUCGUCAAUCUUGCACGAUCACGAGCUGAAGAACACACUGCCAGCACUGAAAAGCCGGGACGGGGCCUGUUUGCCGACCAAUUCGAAACAGAAGCGAAUUGGCGUGCACAUUUUACUGGUACAGGUCCUGAAAUCUACGAACAAACCGGUCGCCGUCUGGAUGCCUUUGUUAGUGGCGCUGGUACAGGAGGAACGAUUUCUGGCGUCGCCAUGUUUCUAAGAUCCAAGCUGCCUAAUCUCAAGGUAGUUCUUGCCGACCCUCCAGGCAGUGGUCUAUUCAACCGUGUCAAGUAUGGCGUCAUGUUUGAUCCCAAGGAGCGAGAAGGAACACGGCGACGCCAUCAGGUGGAUACGAUAGUUGAAGGCAUAGGCAUCAACCGAGUAACCCACAACUUUGACGUUGGGCGAGAAUUGAUUGAUGAUGCAAUCAGAGUGACGGACGAACAGGCCAUCUCUAUGGCGCGGUGGUUAGUCGAGCAUGAUGGAAUCUUUGUGGGAAGCUCUAGUGCGGUAAACUGUGUCGCUGCUGCGAAGCUCGCAAAGAGUCUCGGACCUGGUCAUCGUAUCGUCACAAUACUAUGCGAUAGUGGCGCAAGGCACUUGAGCAAGUUUUGGAAGAGUACCGAGCCCAUCGGUGGUGUGGACAGCGAUGUGUCCCUAGAAGCCAUCAUCAAUGCCUGA
Molecule: messenger RNA, 1293 nt
Organism: Bipolaris zeicola 26-R-13
Lineage: Eukaryota; Fungi; Ascomycota; Dothideomycetes; Pleosporales; Pleosporaceae
Exons: 6
Coding region: 1-1293 (430 amino acids)
Cellular component (GO): cytoplasm
Molecular function (GO): cysteine synthase activity
Source: RefSeq, a predicted model, not a curated record